Messenger RNA from Trachemys scripta elegans, 1383 nucleotides. It is a transcript of the gene SPTLC1, whose product is annotated as serine palmitoyltransferase long chain base subunit 1. Gene Ontology annotation, biological process: sphingosine biosynthetic process; ceramide biosynthetic process. The record is from RefSeq and is a predicted model, not a curated record. The transcript has 14 exons. Gene Ontology annotation, cellular component: endoplasmic reticulum. Lineage: Eukaryota; Metazoa; Chordata; Testudines; Emydidae. Gene Ontology annotation, molecular function: serine C-palmitoyltransferase activity; pyridoxal phosphate binding. The coding region runs from base 43 to 1383 and encodes 446 amino acids.
ACGUCAGUGUGCGCUCAGGGGGACCGGAAGCGGUGGUUGGCGAUGGCGGCUGCGGUGGGGAUGGGGCAGCAGUGGGUGCUGGUGGAGAUGGUGCAGGCCUUCUAUGAGGCUCCUGCUUACCAUCUUAUUUUGGAAGGAAUUCUAAUACUGUGGAUAAUCAGACUUCUUUUCUCUAAAACCUAUAAACUUCAAGAACGGUCUGACCUCACACCUAAGGAAAAGGAAGAAUUGAUUGAAGAGUGGCAACCAGAACCUCUUGUUCCUCCUGUAUCAAAAGAUCAUCCAGCUCUCAACUACAAUGUUGUUUCAGGCCCCCCAAGUCAUAAAAUCAUAGUGAAUGGCAAGGAAUGUAUAAAUUUUGCAUCAUUUAACUUUCUUGGACUUCUGGAUAAUGAAAGAGUGAAGAAUGCAGCCCAGGCGUCUUUGAGGAAGUACGGAGUUGGCACUUGUGGACCUAGAGGGUUUUACGGCACUUUUGAUGUACACUUGGAAUUGGAAGAUCGACUAGCAAAAUUUAUGAGGACAGAGGAAUCUAUUAUAUACUCAUAUGGAUUUGCCACAAUUGCCAGUGCUAUUCCAGCAUAUUCAAAGCGAGGGGACAUAGUGUUUGUAGAUGAAGCUGCCUGCUUUGCUAUUCAGAAAGGAUUACAGGCAUCGCGAAGUAACAUUAAGUUAUUUAAACAUAAUGAUAUGGCUGACCUUGAGCAACUUCUGAAAGAACAAGAGAUUGAAGAUCAAAAGAAUCCUCGUAAGGCCUGUGUAACUCGAAGGUUUAUUCUGGUGGAAGGGCUAUAUAUGAAUACUGGAGAUAUUUGUCCUCUUCCAGAUUUGAUAAAAUUGAAAUAUAAAUAUAAAGUGAGGAUUUUUUUGGAGGAAAGUCUUUCUUUUGGAGUCCUUGGAGAACAUGGACGAGGUGUUACGGAACACUUUGGAAUAAAUGUUGACGAUAUAGAUCUGAUUAGUGCAAACAUGGAGAAUUCCCUGGCUUCUAUUGGAGGAUUUUGCUGUGGAAGAUCUUUUGUUAUUGACCAUCAGAGAUUGUCAGGUCAGGGUUACUGCUUUUCAGCCUCUCUGCCUCCCCUACUAGCUGCUGCUGCUAUUGAGGCCCUCAAUAUCAUGGAAGAGAAUCCAGACAUUUUUCAGAUUUUACGAGAGAAAUGCAAACGGAUUCACAAAGCUUUACAAAGAAUCUCUGGUCUAAUAGUUGUGGGAGACUUAUUUUCUCCAGCAUUACACCUUCAGUUGGAAGAGACCAGUGGAUCGCGAGAGAAUGAUAUGAAGUUACUCAAGAGAAUUGUAGAUUAUUGUAUGAAUAGAAGUAUUGCAUUAACUCAGGCCCGCUAUCUGGAGAAGGAAGAGAAAUGUCUUCCGCCGCCGAGGUGA